Molecule: messenger RNA, 1059 nt
Organism: Diplodia corticola
Lineage: Eukaryota; Fungi; Ascomycota; Dothideomycetes; Botryosphaeriales; Botryosphaeriaceae
Exons: 1
Coding region: 1-1059 (352 amino acids)
Source: RefSeq, a predicted model, not a curated record
AUGGAUACCAAGCAUACACCCACCAAGCAGCAUGGCUACCAUCCCACAUCAUCAUCGACGGCUGCCCAGGGCUGCCCAAGCGCAGUCAAGAGCCCUUUCCCCCCCACAUAUGCCCGAGAUCUCCACGAUACGGCCGGUCUAGGCAAUAUACAAGCUGGUUUCUGGAGUGAGAAUGGUUACUGCCAAUACCCCUGGUCCACCGACACUGUCUCUACGGCCGAUCUAGAGGUACUCCUGUGGUUCAUUAUGGUCCAUGAUUACGCCCACACUGCCCCGCGGUUUCCGGUUGACAUGCCCAGCGAGUUUGUCGACCACUGGGUCCAGGUAGGACGCAUGUUGGCCCAGCAGCACGGCCUAUGGCUCAGUGUGGAUCCGCAAAUACAAGAAUUCGACGUCCCGGCUAUACAGGCCUACUGCUAUGAGCACGUUAUCCAGCCCGCUCGUCACCACAACCUUCCUACUGAAUACGUUGCUGCGACAAUAUCCCGCUUCAGUACCCUGGUCGGCGAGCAUGGACGUAUGUAUACUGGCAGUCUGGACUACAUCCUUGCAGUGCAAGGGCCAAAGCAUUUGGCGACGAAAAUGUGGUUCGACCGGAACGUGGUCAUUCCUCGGUUGUGGUUUCCCAAGCGGAGCGAGCUAGACAGACUGAUACAGUCGUUGGAUGUGGCGCAAAGGCGGUACUUUAAGGCGCUGGAAGGGGCUGGGUUCAAGAUUAAUACCACGUCGGAAGCUGUUGCAAGGAUGACUGGCUGGUGCGAGGUCGAAUGGGAAGAGAUGGUAUUGACCGAGUAUGCCAAGGCCGUUGUGAAACGGACGCUUCAAGCGGUGGAGCAUGUGGACGAAGCAAGAGCGCGUUUUGGUACGAGCCCGAAGUCAGCAACUCAGUCGGGAGCUAUUGAUCUUGAGGAAUUGUUCGCGGAUAUCGCUGCUGCUGCUGCGUCGUGCGAAGUUCCGACCCGUCCAUCAACCCUGCCAAAGCCUGCCAAAGCGGACGGAAGCCAUUCGGUGCUAGGGAAGGCUCGGAAAUAUAUACGAAGAAUGCUUCGGCGCUCUUGA